AUGAACACAAGCAGCAGCGCGUUUCAUGAGUGCGCCUCGCCGACUGAGCCGCCCACAUCAGAGCCUUCAGACCCUGUCCCCUUUCCUAAGCGCGAUUGGUCUGAGCAGGACACGCUGGCCCUGGCUACUGCAUGGUGUGUUGUGUACAAGGCUGGAGUUCCUAAGGACGAGAAGACAGCCAUGACCAACUCGCGUAUAUUUGACGCAUUCAAAGCAGCACGCCCAAGCUCUGGACGCACUAAAAAGGCGGCCAAUAGCGAAACGCAAGCCAUUCACGAUCCUGCGGUGCUAAAAGCUCCGCCGCAGCCUGCAUCUCAAUCUCAUACCAGUGUUGUAUCCAUGCAAAGUGGGUCAGUACCAGAGACGCAGCGAGUCAAGAAGGCCGCAUCUACAUAG
This is a messenger RNA of Phytophthora sojae, 396 nucleotides long. RefSeq lists its product as hypothetical. The transcript is spliced from 3 exons. NCBI's taxonomy places the organism in Eukaryota, Oomycota, Peronosporomycetes, Peronosporales, Peronosporaceae. The coding region runs from base 1 to 396 and encodes 131 amino acids. The record is from RefSeq and is a predicted model, not a curated record.